AUGCCGUUUUUCCAGCUAGACGUGGAUGCACAGUAUCGAUUACUCAGCCUGCAGAGUGAGGGACGCCUUGAGCUAGUGAAUUUUCACGCGCUAGUAUUUAUGCUAGUGUGGUCAUUUGUAAUGACCACGGUGACUGAUCCGGGCCACAUACCUGACACCUGGAAGGCCGACGCUACGUCUAUGUAUAGCUGUAAGGAACGCAAGGAAAAUGGUGAAUUCAGGUACUGCCAAUACGAAGCCUGCUACAAGCCAGACCGUGCACACUACUGUCGUCAACUUGGCAGAAAUGUACUGAAAAUGGAUCACUACUGCCCAUGGGUCUCUAACUGCAUUGGUUUCUAUAACUACAAAUUCUUUUUUCUGACGUUAUUUUACGCAAACACAACCAGUUGUUAUAUACUACGCAACGUCUGCAGCGCGUUCUUUACUGUUUACAUCGACCCCAACGCGUCCUUCAAUCAUUUAUUCUAUUUAGCGCUGAUAGGCACCCUUCUGGUAGUGAUUACGGCGGUGCUACUACCAUUCAUGUGCUUCCAUUUAUGGCUGAUUUCGAUAAACAAGACUACCAUUGAGUUCUGCGAAUUUGAAGCAUCGCGGUCGUACAACUAUAAUCUUGGCACGCUGGAAAACUACAGAAGUGUCUUUGGAAGCAACCCACUGUUUUGGCUUAUGCCAUACGGGUACCCUAUCGGUGACGGUAUCCAUUAUCCAGGUGCGUCCAUAGCAACCACCAAUUUAUUAUCCAACAGACGGCAUCAAGUACCACAACUUCGUAGGGAUAUAAAGCCAAUGAUGGGGGAAAAGGACGCAUUAUUUGUGUCACCGGAUGAUAAAAGCAGCAUCCCCAUAGAUGUGUCUACACAGGAUCGCGAAGCGUUUGAAUCGCAGUAUGUACAUGACACUUACAACAUCAUCGCACCUCAUUUCUCUCAUACUAGAUACAAUCCGUGGCCCGGCGUUGUGAAAUAUAUACGGGCAGCCAAACACCACUCAAUCGUACUUGACGUUGGCUGCGGUAAUGGCAAAUAUCUGGAACUUCGCAGAGAUUUGCUGUUCGUUGGCGCCGACCGCUGCAUGGGAUUGCUGGAAAUUGCGUAUCAGAACAAGAAGUCGAACUUAGUCUGCUGCGAUUGUUUAAGUUUGCCGUUCCAAUCAAACAUAGCGGACCUUACGCUGUCAAUCGCCGUCAUACAUCAUUUACCAUAUCCAGAACAACGCCGCGCGGCGGUUAACGAAAUGUUACGCUGUACUAAGAGCGGUGGCACGCUAGUAAUUUAUGUAUGGGCACGCGAACAACAAAGAUGCACUGUAGGUUACCGUAAAUUCGAGUCAGGAGAUGUAUUGGUCCCAUGGCACGUGCAGGAAAAAUACCGCAAAAGCAAUGCCGUGGAGGCACCAGGCACCGUUCCGUCUAACGGCGUGAAGGUGUAUCGGUUCUAUCACGUUUUCACCCUUGACGAGGUGAGGCAACUAGGCGCAUCGUUCAGCGAUGUAGCGACUGUGGACUCGGUCGAGUUUGAGGCCAACAACUGGAUUCUCACGUUAAUUAAACUUUGA
Molecule: messenger RNA, 1557 nt
Organism: Babesia sp. Xinjiang
Lineage: Eukaryota; Apicomplexa; Aconoidasida; Piroplasmida; Babesiidae
Gene: trm9
Product: tRNA (carboxymethyluridine(34)-5-O)-methyltransferase
Exons: 10
Coding region: 1-1557 (518 amino acids)
Biological process (GO): tRNA wobble uridine modification
Cellular component (GO): nucleus; cytoplasm
Molecular function (GO): S-adenosylmethionine-dependent methyltransferase activity; palmitoyltransferase activity; tRNA binding
Source: RefSeq, a predicted model, not a curated record